AUGACCGAAUAUUUUGAACGAACGGCAAAACAGAUAACAGAAUUAAAUACCACCACUCAACAGCUCAGCCAGCGAUUUGACACAUUGUCCGACCGAGUCACUAAACAGGAAGAAACUUUGGUUACAUUCACACAUGAAACAAAAAACAAUAUUACCCGAUGUGAGAAUCAGUUAACUCAAAUAGUUAAUGUGCAGCAGGAAGUGAACACCCAUGUGGAAGAGUUAGCUCAGGCCCACGCUUCAGCUAGCUCCACACAAGAAAAGCUGACUGAAGAAGUGGGAAAUAUUACCCAACAGCUCACAAUGGUAGUUCUUGAACAAACCCACCUCAAAGAAAAGAUAGAAAAAUUAGAAGCUCGAUCGGACCUUGCGUCACUAAACAACGACACCAACAUGACCGAGAGAAUUGUACAUGAAUGUAAAUUGUGUGACGACUAUCUGGACAAAAAACUUGAAACAAUUACACAGGACAUACUUUCAAAAACAAAGACACAUGUUAAGGACGAGACAAAACACAUAGAAGACGAAGUGACAAAAUUACGAGACAAUGUUGUGCCGUGUUUGGUGAUUGGUGCAAACGCAUCGUCAGGGAACGACAGAACAGCUAAAACCAUGGCUAAUGACACAGACUGA
Messenger RNA from Schistocerca nitens (vagrant locust), 633 nucleotides. RefSeq lists its product as uncharacterized. Lineage: Eukaryota; Metazoa; Arthropoda; Insecta; Orthoptera; Acrididae. The record is from RefSeq and is a predicted model, not a curated record. The transcript has a single exon. The coding region runs from base 1 to 633 and encodes 210 amino acids.